Molecule: messenger RNA, 987 nt
Organism: Laccaria bicolor S238N-H82
Lineage: Eukaryota; Fungi; Basidiomycota; Agaricomycetes; Agaricales; Hydnangiaceae
Exons: 3
Coding region: 1-987 (328 amino acids)
Source: RefSeq, a predicted model, not a curated record
AUGCUAGAACUCUACGACUCCAGCCCAUGGUCCCAAGAGGUGCAGGAAAAUCGUUUAAAGUAUGCCCGGGCGCUCUCUAACGCAAAUAUCGAAUGUCUGAUCUGGGGAGAAGAUGCGCUGGCGUUCGCCCACUUCGUUCCCACCUGCUUUGACGCCCUCCAACUACUCGUUGCAGAUCAAGAUCUCCACGCCGCUUCGACACAAAUCAAGAAAUCACUUGAAUGUCGCCUUUUCUCUGGCUUCAACCCACACCAUGUAGAAAAGAUCGUGUUCAACCCAAGCCAGCCGAAAGCCUUUCCCCACUCUGUGUGCCUCGAGACGACGAUUGCCGCAUGUAACCGCACACCCGACGACCCAGAUUUCAUCUUCAUCCACCCUCAGUCACAAUUCUAUUUCAACAUCCAGGAUAAAAGUCGCUCGUUGUCUCUCGCGCCUUUCCCCGACAACAUUCGAUUCCCCACACUAACCGCGUUUCUUGACUCGAUGAUCGCGACAUACCUCGAUCCCCCCUCUGGCCGAAAUCACAGCAGAGUUCAGGACCCAUUGAAAGUGUGGAUAUCCUACCUCCUCACUUAUACUUUACCUUUACGCAAGAGACCCUCGGUGCUCCCGAAUGGCGAUCUUCAGCCGGAGCAUGAGGAGGUGUUGCGCAGCCUCAAGCCAGAGAAUCGGCCGUUCUUUGACUCAUUUGUGCGAUCAAAUAUCAUUCCCGUGCGGGAGCACCAAAUACGCCGAAAAGAAAUUUUGGAGAAGCUUGGGGUUGCAAUCUACCAUUAUGAGAUUCAGUCGGCUCCUGCUGUAACCACUAUCAACAAUCUUAGUCAGCAUGUAUACCUAGGGACUGGGCAUCAUUUUACCCAAGACUUGUUUCUCAACAUUUUUGAAAAGAGAGACGAGGCCAUGCAGAAAGAAUAUGAAGCCGAGGAAAUGUCUCAGGCAUGGAAUAGAAUGAACGGAAAGGCAAGACGGUUCCUUUUGGACGGAUAG